CAUUACACAGAUGGAGGUCCAGAGCAGCAGGAGCAGCAGCAGAAGAAGACGGAGAAGGCAGAGUACGGGAGUAUUGAUAGUAUAAGUCACUAUGUCAAGAGUGAUAGACAUCUUAUAAUAAUAUUAACAGCAUUGGGACUGAUACAUCCUAAAGCGAGUAUAUGUGGUGUGGUUGGUACUUAUUCAUGGAAACAUCAUCUACACUACCUUCCACUACUUUCAUCAUCAUCAUGUGGUAAUGUAUUACUAUCUAGUAUUCAACAAACAUCCACUCUCGUCCAUUCAUCAUCAUGUCGUGCUGCUAUUCUGGAAGGUCUAUCUAACUAUCAAUGGUUACAACUAGCUGGUAGUGAGGAUGAUGAUGAUGAUGAUCAAACUACUACUACUACAACUACUGCUUCUUGUCUUUCGAAAGGAGGUGGUAUGAGGUAUUGGGAUUAUCUCCAUUUAUUCCGAGAUAGCACUGUGGUAUCCACUGGUUAUGAUAAGAAUUGUGAGUAUCCAUUGGAUAGGUAUGAAUUACUCUCAGUAUUAAAGUGUAUGGCAAAGGCUAAACUCAUUACUAUAGAAUAUAGUCAGUCGUAUCCAGACGGAGGGGAAGGGGAGAGUCUAGACGGCGGCUCAGAAUACAACAAUACAGAUUGGAUAGCUUUCCCUAACGACGACCUAUUCACUCAUGUCUCAUCAUCGUCAUCAUUAUCCCAGGAUGUUACCUCUACCAGCAAUGAAGUGAUAUCAGCUCAAGUUGAUAAUGAUGAUGGUAGGAACAGAGCAUCGAGAACUUCUCUAGAUGUCAAGACUAUUCAGAAGCUAAUGGAUAAGUGGGGAGAGGAUGAUGGUGUUGAGGAUGACGGGGCUACUGGGAGCAAUAAUAAUAGUAAGACUAAGAGUAAGCGUAGAGCCAAGAGGUACAUUAAACUAGUGUAGUUAAUCUUAUUAUCCUCCAUAAUGCGGAUGAUUAAGAUAGUGAUGAUUAUCGUCAUCAGUAUCAUUACUA
This is a messenger RNA of Perkinsus marinus ATCC 50983, 997 nucleotides long. RefSeq lists its product as hypothetical. The annotation marks the transcript as partial. The record is from RefSeq and is a predicted model, not a curated record. The transcript has a single exon. NCBI's taxonomy places the organism in Eukaryota, Perkinsozoa, Perkinsida, Perkinsidae.